Hyphopichia burtonii NRRL Y-1933 is the source of this 1178-nucleotide messenger RNA. It is a transcript of the gene RAM2, whose product is annotated as bifunctional protein farnesyltransferase/protein geranylgeranyltransferase. Gene Ontology annotation, biological process: protein farnesylation; protein geranylgeranylation. Gene Ontology annotation, cellular component: cytoplasm; protein farnesyltransferase complex; CAAX-protein geranylgeranyltransferase complex. Bases 132 to 1004 code for a protein of 290 amino acids. Gene Ontology annotation, molecular function: CAAX-protein geranylgeranyltransferase activity; protein farnesyltransferase activity. The record is from RefSeq and is a predicted model, not a curated record. The transcript has a single exon. Lineage: Eukaryota; Fungi; Ascomycota; Pichiomycetes; Serinales; Debaryomycetaceae.
AAAAAAACAAAAAAAAAAAUAAAUCUAAAUAAAAAAAUGUCAUUGCGAGAGGCCAAACAGGAAAACCCAUUUGAAACCACUGAUUUGUAUAAAACCCGGUCAUUGUGCCAGACCAGCAUUGCAAGGACAAGAUGGAAUACAACUACGACGACGUUGGGGUUGAGUCGCUCAACGACGAAACACCGCAACUCUGCCAGAUCCUAUACAGCGACGAAUACAAGCGGUUAAUGGGCACCCUCCUCGCAAUGAUGAAGAAGAAAGAGUAUAGCGAGCGGGCAUUGGCGUUGGUUGAACGGGGGAUCGAGAAACUAGCCUCGCAUUACACGUUAUGGAACUACCGCUACAACAUUGUGGUUAACUUGAAGAAGAGCUUGAUAGAAGAGUUGGACUGGUGUGAAGCCAUAGCAUUGGAAAAUGAAAAAAACUAUCAGAUAUGGAACUACCGUCAAAUGAUAAUUGAGAAAAUCAGUGAGAGUCAAGCGUACCCUGCGCACCGAGAGUAUCCGGUGAUGAACGCCAUGCUAGAAGAGGACUUGAAAAACCACCAUGUGUGGCUGUAUAGAAAAUGGUUGGUAGAGAGAUUUGAACUCUACCAAGACGCCAAAGAGAUUGAGUUUGUUAACAAGUGUAUUGAAAUAGAUAUAAGAAAUAACAGUGCCUGGACUCACCGUUUUUUUCUAAUGAGUAACGGGAACCCAGUUUUUCAAGACGAAGUCCAAUACGUCAAGGAGAAAAUUGGACAAAUACCCCAAAACCCAUCGAGCUGGAAUUACUUAUUGGGCCUAUAUAAACAUUACCACCAGCCAAUCGAGCAAUUGGAACCCUUUUGUCUAGAGCUUGCUGACAUCAAGGCUGACAAAAUAAAAUGCUCCUAUGCGCUAGAAAUGCUAGCCAGAAUAUACCAGCCGGCAAAAGCAGUGCAAGUCUACAGGUCGUUGCAGCACUACGACCCAAUCCGCACCAACUACUGGAACUACAAAAUAAACUCGCUAUCCGAGGCAUAGCAUAGUACAGUAGUAGAGGAUAAGUAUAGUAUAGUAUAAGUACAGUAGUAGAGUAUAAGUACAGUAUAGUAUAAGUACAGUAUAGUAUAAGUACAGUAUAGUAUAAGUACAGUAUAGUAUAAGUACAGUAAGUACAGACAAGUAUUGUUACUGGAUAUAGGAUUAGCCUAUGCU